AUGGCCUCAGCAGCAGCAGUCGCUGCGAACCAGGCGCGAUCACCCCUCGCCAACGAUCUAGGUGAUGAUGAUGGGAGAACAGGCGAGGUUACAAGCGGCGUCUACUCGAAAGAUGAAGACCUACCUGAUAUGAACGAAGAAGAGGACGAAGAUGAUGAAGAUCUGCCAGCAAACCCUAUGCAGAAUCGUGGUGGACGGCGACGGGUGAAUGGCGCUGCACAAGACGAGGAGGAGGAGGAGGAGGAGGAGGAGCCGCCAGCCGGAGACGAUCUAUUCGGCGACGAGGAUGAAGCGAAGGGAGAGGCAGAGCAGCCAGCGCGCAGGCAGCUAGAUGACGAAGAGCUUGACUCUGGCGACGACAUGGAUCGCACAGAUCGUGUAAAUGCCGAGCCAGAGCAGGAAUUUGGCGCCCAGGAACUGUCAAUCAUGGAGCUGGAGAUGCCGCGACAGGCUGUACCAGAGCCCAGCGAUGGCGAGAUGUACUUGUUGAAGAUGCCCUCAUUCAUGGCUAUCGAGCCGCAAGCAUGGGACCACAAGGCCUUUCAACCGCCCACGACUGACCACCAUUCCACCAAACGCCCGAGCGAGACGUUCUCGGCAUUCAACACAGCACUCUCAACAAUGCGAUGGCGCCACUCUCCCUCGGACCGUUCUCAGCUCCAGUCCAACGCAAGGAUAAAUCGAUGGUCUGAUGGAUCCUUGACCCUCCAGCUUGCCUCGGAUCCUACCACACAAUACGAGGUUGACGCCAACGCGCUUGCACCACCUCAAAGAAAUCCUCUCAAACCUACACCAACCAGCAUGCAGGCUCUUGGAGGCAAGGCGGGACGCCACGGUGCGGCACUGAGCGAGAAAUACAAUCAGGCCAAGGACGCCUUCACCUACCUCCUCCGUCCCAAUCCAGACAGCGGCGUCAUGAUGGUAACGCACAAGAUCACCGCCGGCCUCAGCGUGAAGCAGUCUGCAACGGUUGAGGACGACGCAAUCGAGCGCCUUCAGGCUUCGCUUGCAGCCGCUUCAAAUGCUAGCAAAGUCAAUGGCGCCAGCGGCAUUAAUUUGGUCCAUAUCGACGAAGAUCCUGAGAAGGCAAGACUACAGGCAGCGAAAGCUCUCCAGGAGUCGGAGAAGAGCAGGAAGAAACAACAGGCGGCUGUGGAUCGGGAAGCUGCUCGCUCCGAACGUGUGCUUGGCAGGAAAGGGCUGGGGGCGAGUCGAGCCGGUGGCUUGAACGUAGGCAUGCUCGAAGACGAUGAGGAAGGCGGAGCUGGCGGUCGAGGUCGUGCUGGUCCCAACAAGGCACGGAAGCCGCGGCGGAGAAGAAACAGCGAGUACAGUGAGGAGGAGGACUUUGGUCGGCAGCGGUUCUCUCGCGAAGACGAGUACGACGAGGAGGAUGACUUCCUUGCUCCUUCAGACGAAGAGGAGGUUGUCGAGGACGACGAGGACCCUGAUGACGGCAUCGUGGAGGAUGCCUAUCGUCGGGAGCGCACACCGAAGCGUGACCGGCCGGUCGAGGAUGAUGAGGCAGAUGCCCCGGGCGAGGAAGAGGACGAGGAUCAAGUGCAGGCGUCAAGGUCGAAACGGCGGCGGGUGAUAGCCGACGAAGAUGAAGAUGAGUGA
Molecule: messenger RNA, 1620 nt
Organism: Saxophila tyrrhenica
Lineage: Eukaryota; Fungi; Ascomycota; Dothideomycetes; Mycosphaerellales; Extremaceae
Gene: LEO1
Product: Paf1 complex component
Exons: 3
Coding region: 1-1620 (539 amino acids)
Biological process (GO): positive regulation of transcription elongation by RNA polymerase II; transcription elongation by RNA polymerase II
Cellular component (GO): Cdc73/Paf1 complex; nucleus
Molecular function (GO): RNA polymerase II C-terminal domain phosphoserine binding
Source: RefSeq, a predicted model, not a curated record